Molecule: messenger RNA, 2094 nt
Organism: Nicotiana tabacum (common tobacco)
Lineage: Eukaryota; Viridiplantae; Streptophyta; Magnoliopsida; Solanales; Solanaceae
Source: RefSeq, a predicted model, not a curated record
UCACCCACUAAUCUGUUUCUCCAUCAUAAUUUACAAACUCUUCUGACUCUGAGAGAGAGAGAGAGAAUUAAAGAGAGAGAGAGAGAGAGGAUUUAAGAGUUAAGACGGAGGAUUUUAAUUUAAUUGGUAGUCGAUCUAUGCAAACGAAGCAAGAAUCGUCGAUCAAAUUGGGAGGAGUUGUUGAGUUGAAAUUGGAUGCUGCAGGUUCUGAUUAUGAGCUGGUUUGAUAAGCUACGGUGUUCGUCCAAUCUCAGCCGCUUCAUUGCCGGCCUUCUCAUCUUCAUGCUUUAUCAUUCCAACCAAUUAAUUUCUAAUUUCUUACUUCCUAUACACCCUUAAUUUCAUUCAUCUCAUACGCCAAGUUUUCAAUCUCUAUUCUCUGUUUUUGCGCUCUUAGCUGUUCAAAAACAAUCAUUCCGAUUCUUCCAAUUCAAACAACCUCGCCGUUUUUGGUCACGGAUAAUUUCAUGGAAAUCAAAGAUGAUGAUUCUGGCUCCUGUAAUUUCCUUGACGGCAUUUUACCACCCCGCUUAGGUUGGCCGCAUAGUUCAUCUCCAUCUGUAAUUGUGAUUGGUGGAGGUAUCUCAGGCAUAGCUGCUGCACGUUUCCUUCACAAUGCAUCUUUUAAGGUGCUCUUGUUGGAGUCACGGGAUAGACUUGGUGGCCGCAUACAUACCGACUACUCAUUUGGUUGCCCAGUUGAUAUGGGAGCAUCAUGGCUCCAUGGGGUGUGUGAUGAGAAUCCUUUGGCUCCACUGAUACGUCGAUUAGGGCUCACCCUAUAUCGCACUAGCGGUGAUAACUCAGUGCUGUAUGACCAUGAUUUAGAAAGUUUCAUGCUUUUUGACAUGGAUGGUCAUCAAGUUCCUCAAAAUACAGUUGUUCAAGUUGGAGAUGUAUUCAAGAAAAUCCUCAGCGAGACCGAGAAAGUGAGGAAUGAGCAUAGUCAUGACUUGUCGGUUCUUCAAGCAAUAUCUAUUGUACUGGACAGGCAUCCAGAGUUGAGGCAAGAAGGACUUUCCCAUGAGGUGUUGCAAUGGUACAUAUGCAGAAUGGAGGCAUGGUUUGCUGCAGAUGCAGACACGAUCUCUCUGAAAACCUGGGAUCAGGAACAAGUUCUCACUGGUGGUCAUGGACUUAUGGUGCAAGGUUACCACCCAGUCAUAAAGGCAUUAUCAAAAGACAUCAAUAUUCGUUUAAGUCACAGGGUCAAGAGGAUUACGAAUGGGUAUAACAAGGUGAUGGUUACAGUUGACGAUGGGAGGAAUUUUGUCGCGGAUGCUGCUAUUAUAACUGUGCCUCUAGGUGUUCUUAAAGCCAACUUGAUUGAGUUUGAACCAAAAUUACCAGAAUGGAAGCAAUCUGCAAUAGCAGAUCUUGGUGUAGGCAAUGAAAACAAGAUUGCAUUACGAUUUGAUAACGUAUUUUGGCCGAACGUGGAAUUGUUAGGUGUUGUUGCACCUACUUCAUAUGCUUGUGGUUAUUUUCUUAACCUCCACAAGGCAACAGGACAUCCGGUCCUUGUCUAUAUGGCUGCUGGAAGACUUGCUUGUGAUCUUGAGAAAUUAUCAGACGAAUCUGCUGCUGAGUUUGCAAUGCUGCAGCUGAAGAAGAUGUUUCCGGAUGCUACUAAGCCUGUAAGUAAUUUCUGCUCCUACACAAAGUGAGUUAUAACUCUAAGCUACUGACAUGCAUGAGAAAGGACUGGAUUUCUAAAGUGUUGCACCCAUGCUAAUUUAUUUUGGUCUAUAUUUGCUUUAAUUGGUGAGUGCACAUCUCAUUUUUGAUCAUUACAGUUUUGUAAUAGCUCAUUUACACUUCUUUAACCCAAGAAGGUAAAAAAUCAUAUGCAGAAGAGAGAAAUAUAAAAAUAGAAGGAUAAAUGAGGAAGCAGCUCCGUCAGCUGUCACUUUCAUUAAUUUCUUAUUCUGGUGAUGAAGUUUUUCUUUCUACACAGACUACAGAAGGGAAAGUGAUGCAUUUUCCCUUUUAUUGAUUACAACCAAACACCUGCAUCUGCUUAUCUAACACUCCUAUAAUAUAAACCUUGUUUAACUGAAAGAAACAGAUAGUAGUUGUGCUGGUAGUUAAUCA